This is a messenger RNA of Lactuca sativa (garden lettuce), 856 nucleotides long. Its product is annotated as V-type proton ATPase subunit c''1. The record is from RefSeq and is a predicted model, not a curated record. Gene Ontology annotation, cellular component: proton-transporting V-type ATPase, V0 domain. Gene Ontology annotation, biological process: proton transmembrane transport. Gene Ontology annotation, molecular function: proton-transporting ATPase activity, rotational mechanism. Lineage: Eukaryota; Viridiplantae; Streptophyta; Magnoliopsida; Asterales; Asteraceae.
UGUAAAACUUUAAAACCGAUUUCAACCAAAGUGGCAGCGCUCUCUUCGUCGACGUGAUCCUCUCUUUCUCUCAACAUCUCGAUCUUCUCUCGAAAUCUCCCUAUUCGAUCUCUCACAAACGAACAACAAAAGUGAAGAUCCAUGUCAGGCGCCAUUGUUAUUGCAGCGUCAAGCUCAUGGGCAAGAGCCCUUAUAAAGAUCUCCCCUUAUACUUUCUCUGCCAUCGGUAUCGCCGUCGCUAUCGGCGUCUCCGUCCUAGGCGCCGCCUGGGGAAUCUACAUAACGGGAAGUAGUUUGAUCGGUGCAGCAAUCAAAGCUCCUCGUAUUACUUCAAAGAACCUCAUAAGUGUCAUCUUCUGUGAAGCUGUUGCCAUAUAUGGUGUCAUAGUAGCCAUUAUCCUACAAACAAAAUUGGAAAGUGUUCCUUCUUCACAAAUAUACGAACCUGAGUCUCUUAGAGCAGGAUAUGCAAUCUUUGCCUCUGGAAUCAUCGUGGGUUUUGCAAAUCUUGUAUGUGGGCUUUGUGUGGGAAUCAUAGGAAGUAGUUGUGCAUUAUCUGAUGCACAAAACUCUUCACUUUUUGUGAAAAUUCUUGUGAUUGAAAUCUUUGGAAGUGCAUUGGGAUUGUUUGGUGUGAUUGUGGGGAUAAUAAUGUCUGCUCAAGCCACGUGGCCUUCAAAAGUUUGAUUCUUUUUUAUUUUUUGUUAUAGCAAAUGAAGAACAUGAAAUCUUCUAGAGAGUAGAGAGAGUAUUUAGUGACAGUUGAAGGAAUAAUAAAUGCGUGUAUUUUGCUCGGUUUUUCUUGAUUUUUUGUUGUAUGAUUAAUGAAUAAAGAUCGGUUCUCCUGUUUGAAUUC